Molecule: messenger RNA, 1722 nt
Organism: Papaver somniferum (opium poppy)
Lineage: Eukaryota; Viridiplantae; Streptophyta; Magnoliopsida; Ranunculales; Papaveraceae
Exons: 7
Coding region: 1-1722 (573 amino acids)
Molecular function (GO): zinc ion binding
Source: RefSeq, a predicted model, not a curated record
AUGUGUACUUUCCUUUACACUCUUCAAGUUUUAGGUUAUGCGAAUAUGAAACUAUUAUUAUAUCUUUUGUUAUAUGUAGGUGUAUCAAGUAUAUCUGAAAAGUUUGUUCAUGUUGUUUUGAAUCAUGGUGAGUAUUCUGCUGCAUUUCGUGUUAAUACUUUUAUCACCGUUGAUGAAUUGAAGCAUUUUGCCUGUAAGCAGUUGAGGUCUUUGUCCGCUUUGAGUAUACGUUUUUCCCAUAUGGAUAUUAAUCAAGUAGUUUUUAUACAAGGUGAUAUACAACUUCAAGGUUUAGUUGCUAUUGUUAUUCUGAUGAACAAUGAAGAUUUCUAUUUGAAUGUUGAUGUGAUUCCGAAGCAUACUGGUUGUAGCACUAGUUCAAGAGAAUUUGUGGGUGGUGUUAAAGCUGUAAGGAUUGCUGUUGAAAAGUACAAGAUGUGUACUGGUUACAAGAUUUUUAUUCUUAAAAACGUCAAGACUCGUUUUACUGCGAAGUGCGAAGAAGAUGGUUGUGGUUGGCGGAUUCACUUUGGGCCUGUGAAUGGUGACAUUUCUCGGUUUGUGCUGAAAGAUUCUAAUGUUAUUCACAGGUUGAAGAGUCCUGUGGUGACAAACAAGUUAGUUAAGCAUUUGAUCGCUGAUAAUAUACAGCGUGAUCCCACUUUAAAACCCAAACAGAUCAUGUCACUCUUUAAGAAGACUUAUGGGUCCAAUAUUAAGUAUCAUCAUGCCCGUAGAGGGAAAGAAGCUGUAUUUGAAGAUCAAUAUGGUGACGACGAGAAGUCGUAUAGCGAUUUAAAUUGCUAUAGGUAUCUCAGGCCCAUGAUUUACUUGGAUGCUACUUUCCUCAUUGGUAGAUUCAGCGGUACUUUGAUGUCUGCAACAUGUGUCAAUGGAAAUGAUGGUUUUUACCUAUAUGCCUUUGUUAUUGUUUUAUCUGAAAACAAAGACAAUUGUCUCCCUAUUGGAAAAGCUGAUGCGAAUUACAAUGUCGUUAUUGAUUUGUUUUACAAAGCUGCUUACUCUUACACAGCAGCGAACUUUGAAGAAGCUUUGCGGGGCAUGCAUGCAAUUGGUUGUGGACAUGUUGCUAAUUAUCUCAGGACCAUUCCAAAGGAGAAAUGGGCAAAUAUUCUUGAGUUCAAAAAGCUGCCUGCUUUUGCUCUUCUCGAUGCGAUACGUUUGAAGGUUUUGCAGAUGAAUUCUAAGAGAAGGGUAGAAGGUCUUGAAAAUUUUAACACUAGGCUCACUCCCGUAUACGAGGAUUUACUAAACGAGAACAUCAAUAUUGGUCGUACUUGGACUUUUGUUGAGUCUAUGGAAAGAUUGUAUGAAGUCAGGUCUCCCCGCACUCAUUCUGUAGAUCUGCUGGAGAGAACUUGUACGUGUCACAGGUGGCAAGUAAAUGGGUUUCCCUGCGCACAUUCUUGUGCUGCCAUUCAAUCUACAAGGGAGGACAUCUAUUCAUUUGUUGAGCCAUACUUCACCACUGAAUGGUACAACAUGACAUACCAAGAGAUCAUCUUGCCAAUCCCUAAUUAUGACAAGCCGCAGUCUUAUGAUCCUAGUGAUAGGAUUAUUGUUCCUAUUCCUGUGCCUCCACCCGGUAGACGAAGAGAACAGCGUUUCAAGAAGCCUUGGGAGAAGCAAAAGAGGCCUAUGAUGUGCACAGAGUGCUUCACUCUUGGUCACCACAACAGAGCUACCUGCCCCAUGCCUUGA